This is a messenger RNA of Aspergillus versicolor CBS 583.65, 1818 nucleotides long. Its product is annotated as DUF803 domain protein. The transcript has 4 exons. NCBI's taxonomy places the organism in Eukaryota, Fungi, Ascomycota, Eurotiomycetes, Eurotiales, Aspergillaceae. Gene Ontology annotation, cellular component: membrane. Gene Ontology annotation, molecular function: magnesium ion transmembrane transporter activity. Gene Ontology annotation, biological process: magnesium ion transport. The record is from RefSeq and is a predicted model, not a curated record. Bases 1 to 1818 code for a protein of 605 amino acids.
AUGGGCAACCUUGGUGACCUGUCGCCGCAGGGGAGUGUCGCGAUCGGGGUUCUUGUCGGGUUGAUCUCGACUAGCCUCCAGGCGAUCGGACUGACCCUCCAGCGCAAGUCGCAUAUUCUUGAAGAUGAAAAACACCCGUACGAGUUACGGAGACCUCCUUACAAGCGGCGAAGAUGGCAGCUGGGAAUGUUAAUGUUUGUUGUUUCAAAUAUCGUUGGAAGUACAAUCCAGAUCACAACACUUCCGCUUCCUGUGCUUUCGACGCUUCAAGCAUCCGGCCUUGUCUUUAAUACCAUUUUUGCUACGUUAAUCCUCGGCGAAGCCUUUACUCGAUACUCAUUGAUCGGUACCCUUCUGGUGUGUGGCGGCGCAGUUCUGAUCGCAGUCUUUGGUGCUAUCGGGGAGCCAGCGCAUACUCUUGAUCAACUCCUCGAGCUUCUCCGUGGCUGGGGAUUUAUCCUCUGGGUUGCUGCUACAGCUGUGUUGUCAGUAGUUAUUUUCGCCGGAUCGAAACUCCUCAAAGCCAUUACUUCCCCUCGGUCGAAGCACCCUAUACUCCGAAAUUCGUAUACACCACAUCUGAAUAUCACACAUAGCCGUGUUCGACUCAUACGUGGGUUAUGUUACGGGUUGAUAAGCGGCAUUCUCUCCGCGCACUCGUUGCUCUUAGCCAAGUCGGCCGUGGAGCUACUCGUUCGGACAAUCGUGGAUCGCCAUAACCAAUUCAAUCGCUGGCAGUCAUGGAUAAUUCUGCUUUCCAUGAUCGGACUUGCUCUCCUGCAAUUGUACUACCUUCAUCGAGGUCUGAAGCUUUGCAGUACCAGUGUUCUCUACCCGUUCGUCUUCUGCAUUUACAACAUCAUCGCCAUCUUAGACGGUCUAAUAUACUUUCGCCAAAUGUCCCGGCUCACGGGCUUCCAUGCCGGACUCAUCGCAUUAGGUACAGUAGUUCUUCUGGCCGGUGUCCUCUGCCUGUCUUGGCGAUUAGAGGACAUUGACGACCAUGCACCCAUAGCAGUCGCCGGUCCAUCCCAAGCGGCCAUAGGACCCGGAAUGGCCGCUAUUGACGAAAGCACAGAAGCUCCUCUCAGGCUGGAACUAGAGGAUGAGGAAGACCACCUCGGAGAACAAGAACCCUUGCUUCGCCCAACCAACACCUUCCAUGAAUAUCACCGCCAACGAGCACCUAGUCUUCCACUAUACUCAACAGUGUCCAAACGAGCUUCCACCUCCAACAUGGACCCAGCUUCCAUCUGGGCCGAGUUGGAUGAUUCCGACGUGGAAGCAAUAAAUGACACGGAUGCACGAUCCUCUCUCCUCACCCGGUUCUCAGUCGACCCAAUCCAAAACCGCUCGCGGAGCAAAAGCAACGCGCUGCGUCUCCCAUCAGGCUGGGCCCCACGUCGGACUUACCACUCUGUUCAUGAGGCUCGCAACAAACCUCGAAGAACAUCCCUUCCGGGCACCGAGCAUUCCCUUCUCCUCCCCAAACGGCGAACACCAGUCCAACCCACCGCUGCUAAUAAUAGAGGCCAGCAACCCGUCUCCACCGGAUACGGGACUUCCUUCGACACCUCACACAAUUCACUAAUUCCUCAAGAAUCAAAUCAACUACAGGACUCGGAGACAACCCGAGAGCGUCUCCUCGCAGGCUCGAGGAACGCCCUAGGUGUUUUGCGAACCGGCGUACAGUACCUAACUCGUCUAACCCGCACUAGUAGUCCGAGAAGACAAGAGAGAGAGGAACCGUUAGCUUGUGAACGAGAGCCACUCGAUCCGGAAGCAAACCCGAUCAACAGGCAUGUGCCAGACCAAUAG